AUGCUCCUCUAUUUGUGCGGCACCACGCUCGAAUACAACGACCCACGCUGUCAGCCAACACCCGCAUCACCGACCACGAAUCUUCCUCUUUACAUUAAGAAGGGUGUGACAUUGUCUAAGACCCAGGCCCACCAACAACUCCCCGUAAUUCACCUUGGUGUACCCCACGCCGAGUCCUUACCUCUCGUCAAGGCCUUCCUUUAUACCAGCGACACCUCUGAACAUGUCUCGUACAUGCUCCCCCUCGUCCCCCGUGCCGGUUCUUCAUCCAGCGUCACCUCGACCGCAGUGAACCCCGACAUGGAUUUUGCGACGAAGGCGACUGCGAUCACAGAGCACCUCCAGCCCUCCUUCAUCCUCCAGCACAUCGCUCGCGUGUACUCGCUCUACCACAACAUUGUCGCUCUCGGCCCAUCUGACGAGAGGAUCUGGGAGUACAUCGACAUGUGCUGGGAGAACUUCAGUGUCACCAUUGCGAGGGCGAACGGGCGGGAGAUCGAGAUCGAGUUUGGAUACGAGGAAUGA
Stereum hirsutum FP-91666 SS1 is the source of this 525-nucleotide messenger RNA. RefSeq lists its product as uncharacterized. The record is from RefSeq and is a predicted model, not a curated record. NCBI's taxonomy places the organism in Eukaryota, Fungi, Basidiomycota, Agaricomycetes, Russulales, Stereaceae. Bases 1 to 525 code for a protein of 174 amino acids. The transcript is spliced from 2 exons.